Molecule: messenger RNA, 3428 nt
Organism: Pezoporus flaviventris
Lineage: Eukaryota; Metazoa; Chordata; Aves; Psittaciformes; Psittacidae
Gene: PAPOLG
Product: poly(A) polymerase gamma
Exons: 22
Coding region: 39-2198 (719 amino acids)
Cellular component (GO): nucleus
Molecular function (GO): RNA binding; poly(A) RNA polymerase activity
Source: RefSeq, a predicted model, not a curated record
AGCGGGCGGCUUGCUCCGAGCUCCGGUGCCGAGGCGCGAUGAGGGGUUCCCGCAGUCCUCCCGCGGCGGCGUGGCCUGCGGGGGGGGAAUCUGGCGAUGCGAGAUCGCCGUCCUCGGCGGCAGGUACUUCCAAGCCGCAGGCUCAAUGGCACCAUAGAAUUACCUCCCCGAUUAGUCUGGCUCUUCCAAAGGAUAUAGAUCGCAUUCAUACUCAGAUGCUGAUUGAAACAAUGAAGCCAUUUGGUGUGUUUGAGGAUGAGGAAGAGCUGAAUCACAGGAUGGUUGUUCUUCGUAAACUGAAUAACUUGGCCAAACAAUGGAUUUCAGAACUUGCUCAGAGCAAGAAUCUUCCCCCUUCAGAAAUAGCGAAUGUUGGUGGCAAAAUACUUACAUUUGGUUCUUACCGGCUUGGAGUACACACUAAAGGUGCUGACAUAGAUGCAGUUUGUGUUGCUCCUAGACAUGUGGAAAGAUCGGAUUUUUUUCAGUCAUUCUUUGAAAAACUGAAACAUCAGAAGGAAAUAAAAAAUCUGAGAGCAGUUGAAGAUGCAUAUGUACCAGUUAUCAAAUUUGAGUUUGAUGGAAUUGAGAUUGAUCUUCUCUUUGCAAGACUGUCUGUGGCAACUGUUUCUGACAAUCUUGAUCUCAGAGAUGACUCGCAUCUGCAAAGCCUGGAUAUAAGAUGUGUACGUAGUUUGAACGGCUGCAGAGUUACUGACCAAAUACUGCGUCUGGUGCCAAAUCUAGAGAGCUUCUGUCUUGCACUCCGUGCAAUUAAACUGUGGGCGAAACGCCGUGGCAUUUACUCAAAUAUGCUGGGAUUUCUUGGUGGAGUUUCCUGGGCGAUACUAGUAGCAAAGACUUGUCAGCUCUAUCCAACUGCUUUGGCUUCUACUCUUGUUAACAAGUUCUUCUUGGUUUUUUCAAAAUGGGAAUGGCCAAAUCCUGUAUUGCUGAAACAACCUGAAGAAAACAACCUUAAUUUGCCAGUAUGGGACCCAAGGGUGAACCCAGCAGACCGGUAUCAUGUCAUGCCUAUCAUCACUCCUGCCUAUCCACAGCAGAAUUCCACAUACAAUGUGUCUCCAUCAACACGGGCGAUAAUAGUAGAGGAAUUCAAACGUGGUCUUGCAAUUACAAAUGAGAUUCUCCAAGGGAAAUCGGACUGGUCAAAACUCUUUGAACCCCUGAACUUCUUUCAGAAAUACAAACAUUACAUUGUGCUGACUGCUAGUGCUUCUACGGAGGACCAUCACUUAGAAUGGAUUGGCCUUGUUGAAUCUAAAAUUCGUGUCCUGGUUGGAAAUUUGGAGAGGAAUGAAUUUAUAAAUAUGGUACAUGUGAAGCCACAAUCUUUCCCUGGCAACCAAGAACUCUGUAAACGGGAUGAACAUGUGUCAAUGUGGUUUCUUGGAAUUGAAUUUAAGAAAGUGGAAAAUACAGAAAGUAUUAACGUUGAUUUAACUUCUGUUGUACAGUCAUUCACAAGUACAGUUUACAGGCAGGCUAUCAACCUCAAUGUGCUAAAAGAAGGAAUGAAGAUAGAGGCAGCUCAUGUGAAGAGGAAGCAUCUCCACUACUUUUUGCCAGCUGAAGCCAUUCAGAAAAAAAAGAAGCAAAGUAUGCCAGAUAUUGGUAAAAAUGCCUGUGAGCGUCAGUGCAAGAGGAUUUCUGCAGAUGGAAACUGUUCGGGCAGUUCCAGAGACACGGACUCCAGAACUCCAUAUCAUUCCUCUGUAUUACAUGAGAUAACUAAAAUGGACACCUACCCAACUGAGACUAAAAGAGCCACUGUCUAUCAGAAAUCCAAUACUACUAACAACAGAGAGAAGAUACCUCUUGGAGCUGUGCCAUCAACAUCCAUGAGAAUCUCUAUGCCUGUUACCGACUCAAAAAUAGAGACUACACUCGGAAGACCGACAUCAGCACCUAUAACUGGUUUCACCAUUUCAGAACAUAACACAGUUCCUAGAGUAUUACCACAUUUUGACCAAGGGCAGCCUGAAUUAGCUCGGACUGCAGUUACAGACCUGAAGACUACUGCCUCUAAACGACCUUAUUCACCCUCUUCAACCGGAGAUGAACGACCCAAAAAAAUAACUGAUGGAGAAAAGCGAACUGGACAGGACUCAGCAUUCAAAGAUUGUGGCAACCCAGAAGACGUCAUGAGAGCUACAGGAAAUGUAAUUUUCAAAUGAAAAGCCGUGCUUGCUCCAGGCAUCAGGACAGCAAGAUCACAGGUAUUAUAUAUUGUGUCUGUGUAUGCGUAGAGGCUAUCCAGUAAAGAACUACCAGAUUCUUCAUCUCCUGUUCCAACAAAUAGCAUUCGUAUUAUUAAAAGAUCCAUCAAACUUACCCUUAAUGGGUAGCUGGUUUCUCUUCAGGUGAAGAUGGAAAGCACUUUAGAGAUCCGUAUUAUCAACAUGUAUUGUAGUUACAAACAAGAAUAUGGAAGGUCACUCUUGCCAUAUGCAACUGGCCAGUUAAAAUCAUGCUCUUGUUUUAUAGCAUUGUUCAAUGCUUUGAUGUACUCUUUGCACAUUCUUGUAACAGUUUAUACUUCCUAGUCUUUUUUAAAGUCUUAAUUGUCACUAGCUGAAACAGCUUUGGAGAAAGCCACAAAAGUGACCUGUCCUGUGACUUGGGAUUCAGAAUGCAUGUAAAUAGGGUUGGUUAACUAGUCACUGCAACCACAUUCUGAGUUCAAGUGUAUGAAUGUGCUUGUAUUUAUCUGUGCUUUCCUAGUUCAUGUGCAUCCAUUGUUCUUAUCUUAAAUUAUUUUCCCAUUUAACACGUUCCCUCCUGCGCAUCUGUCACAAUGGUGCUCAGCUUCCUCAAGUGGUAGCUUUCCACUGUCUAGCACAGCCGUGCACUACACAAGUACUGCCUCCCAUGGAGGCCCAUAAGUAACUCAAAUACUGGAGGAAAUGCAGCAGAGGAUGGUACCCAGGUAUAGAGUUGAUGGACGUGUCUCAAGCCAUGUUAUCUGAUUUUUGUCUUUAAGACUGCUCCAGCAUGAAACUUGAUGGGUCUUUUUAUUGUCAAUGGGUAGUAAAGCUAAAGUUGGAACACACAGCUGAAGAUGCACAGCUGAGGCUGGUGUGACACUACUACCUACCUGCCAGCUGCAGUCUUGAAAGCACAUGGCAUGCAGAAAGUGGCUUCAGAUAAACCCUAAAAGCUGUUCUGAAUGGGUACAUGAAAACUUGUAGUAGUCUGGUUCUGUAAUCUGCUAACACUGCUUACCCAGUUAGUGCAUCAGGGUUUUUGAGGGGUGGGGAGAAAUUCUGAUCAUAAGAAACAAACGUUAUGCUAUCUCUCUUGCAAGUUCUUUGUAAUUUGGUGCUUUUGUAGAUGAAAUUGUAUGUUUUUUCCAGAGUAUUUUUGUAUAUGCUGUAAAAUAAUAUCUUUCAAAGAGAAAUUUAAAA